Molecule: messenger RNA, 5554 nt
Organism: Dicentrarchus labrax (European seabass)
Lineage: Eukaryota; Metazoa; Chordata; Actinopteri; Moronidae
Gene: adamtsl5
Product: ADAMTS like 5
Exons: 13
Coding region: 578-2413 (611 amino acids)
Biological process (GO): extracellular matrix organization
Cellular component (GO): extracellular matrix
Molecular function (GO): metalloendopeptidase activity; protein binding
Source: RefSeq, a predicted model, not a curated record
ACCGACAGACACACCGACCGCCCCGACCGCCCCGCGCUCACUCAGCCGGUGCACUGGUGGAGCGCUGCCCGGUGGCUCUCUGUGCUCUCUACCAGGCGUCCCUGCCGCCCUGUGCGCACACUGGACCUGUCUGGACCGAGAGGAAGGUCAAAAGGCGAAGAGACAACAAGUGGAGCUACCCGCAGACACAGGAGGGUUUUAUCCGUGCUGGACUGGGCACAAGUGGAAUCACCUGUCUGGAGGCGAUAGUAAGACUUUUAUGCAGACAAGUUAACUUUUUUCUAUUUGGAAUAAUGUGCAGUACCCGUGUGAAUCACAGCAGGUGGUUUUUUUUAAUGUGAAGAAGAAAUAGAAAACGGAACUUUUUGCACCUGAAUCCAGCAGAAGAUGCGUCUUUGCGCGUCCCGAAAGACAAAAGUGAUGUGAUGUGUUUUGGGAACUGAGUAACACAGCUGUUUGGAUGGACGAGCUCUGCAGCUGAAAGUGAGAAAAAAAGUUCCUUUAAAGUUUCACUUAAAAAAAGAAAGAAAAGUAGAAGAAUAGGACGGAGAAGCCCAGAGGAGAGAGAGGGAUAUGGAUGGUGCUGGGUCUGAAACCCGUGUGUCGGAGCAGUCUGCAGCUGGGAUGCACUGUGCAUCUGAGCCGCGACGUUUCACACCAUGAUACGGGUGCAAAACUGCACCUGACCACUACUGUCACAUACCUGAAGCCAAAUCCACAAGGAUCUACUAUGUCCUCACUACUGAUGAGGAAGCUGACUCUGUGCCAGGCCCUGACCUUUGUCCUGCUGCUGGUCGCUCCCGUCUGCCUGUCGUCCCCGCAGAGCUCUUGGAUUUCUGCGUGGGGUCCUUCCGGUGAGGCCUCAUCAGGUCGUCCGGCUCGUGCCCGGCGGCAGCUGCACUUCAGGAACGAGUGGGCGACGUGGAACGGCUGGUCUAUGUGCUCACGCAGCUGUGGGAGCGGAGCCUCAGUGAGGACACGCACCUGCAUCACCAGGAACCCAGUGGGUGGACCAUGUGCUGGAGAUCCCAGACAAUACAAGAUCUGCAACACCAAGGAAUGUCCCCCCAGCUCAGAGGAUUUCAGAGAGAUGCAGUGUGCUGCCUUCAAUGACAGACCGUUAGUGGCUGGAAACUCCUUCAGAUGGACCACCUUUCAUGGAGGCUCUAACCCCUGUGAACUGAGCUGCCUGGCCUUGGGUCACAACUUCUACUACAACUUUGGCCGUGUGCUCGAUGGCACAGCCUGCGACAAGGAGCCUGGAGCGGUGUGUGUCAACGGACGCUGCCUGAAGCCUGGCUGUGACUCCAUCUUGGGUUCAAAGCAGCAGGAGGACGCCUGCAUGGUGUGUGGAGGACAAAACACCACCUGUCUGCACCACAAGAGCGUGUACCAGAGCAACGGUCUGGAGGCAGGCGGACCUUUUGGAUACAACGAAGUGGCCAUGAUACCAGCUGGAGCCACUCACAUCCGAGUCACAGAUAACAGCAGGAAUUAUCUAGCCCUCCAGAACGGUCGCUCCCAGUUUGUGAUCAACGGUAACUGGAAGAUCAGCAUUCCAGGAGAGUACAAUGUAGCCGGGACGAAGCUGCUGUACCGGCGCUCGGCAGACACGUGGGAGAGCUUCGAGGUACCAGGACCCACCCGGGAAGACCUCCAUCUAAUGGUGCUGGCAACAGACAGCAACCCAGGUAUCGAGUACGAGUACUGGUUGCCACCAGACCAGUAUGCCCUCUACCAUGGGAGGAGGAGUCCACUGCGUCAAGCUCACCACAGUGCCAACUACCUCCCCUGGGAUGAACCCACCACAGCCACAACGAGCACCAGCACUACCACCACCCGGGCUCCUCCUGUCACCACCCGACCACACUGGUUUUUAAGGCCUGUGAAGCCGCCGCGCCAAUCGCCCCACCACAACCGCCACCAGCGCCCUCACCAGCCAAUCCUGCCCCGCCUGGAGCGGGAGGAGAACCACAGAAACCUGCUGCCUCAGCCCUCACCUGGAAAGAAUUGUGGGAAAUGUCAGCGGGUUAAAGGUCGAAGGGAACGCCAGAGACAAUAUUGCCAGAAGGACUUUGUUUUCCGGGGCAGAGUCCUUGGGAAGCUGUACAGAGGCGAAGAGACACGUUAUGACAUCCAGAUCAUCCACACCUACCGGAACGGCUACCGCCUGGAGCACCGGGAGUUCUUAUGGGCCCCUAAUUUGUGUGACUGCCCCCACCUGGAGGAAGGGAAACAGUACAUACUGAUGGUGCGCCGUCACAUUAACUAUGAGCACACUCUAAACCGCAUCCUGCUGGAGGAGGACAGCUACGUGGUGCCGUACAGACCCAGAGAGGACGAACUGCUCCGACCGCUCGAAAGACUCUGCAGCAACAGAGGACCCAAACAGCCAGCAGGACUGAGGGGAUGAGUGCAGAGACUGUGUGUGUGUGUGUGUGUGUGUGUGUGUGUGUGUGUGUGUGUGUGCGUGAGCGUGAGUGUGAGUGUGUGCGUCAGAGAAUGAAGUUCAUACUGAAACUGUAUUCACUUCCAAUUUUUCAUUUUUGGACCUUCAAAACAUCCUCGGACUCCAUGUGAUCCAUGUGAUGGUCUGAUGAAUCCCAGAGUGGCGUCACUGGAGAAAAAUGACAGUUGGAUUGUCGGCAGACAGUUUCCGCCUCAUUUGAAACUCGCCACAUUAAGAAACCAAAAAGACUCCAUGUUUAUUUAAAAGCCUGACCAGCUUACUGUACCAUAUAGAGCACUUUAGGUGGAUGCGUGUGCCCACCUUUAAACACAUACCAAAGAGAAGAACAUUGACUGAAAUGGCCUUUUUGUUAUUGCUGUUUUUCCACAACUAUCAUUUAAUUUGUUAGAUUAUGAUUAUUUUUGUGUGUGUGUGUAAACUUAAAAGGAAAAAUCCACCUCAAAACACUCAAACAGCUGCUUAAAUCCCAUCAAACACCACUUUGUCUUCUGUUUAUUUCUGGGGACACAUUGGCCCAAAUGAUUUCAUCCAUCAUCCAGCAGGUCAGUAGAGUUGGUAUAGCAACAAAUCUCUCAUUGAUCUAAGCUAUCAACAGAAAGUGUUGGUGUCAGUCCUGCAAAGUUAAGGGCCAUAACACAAACCUAAGUAUCAUUAUAUAAUGAAUGAGACUCCAGUGUUUUUAUGUUGAGGAAUAUUGAGGAUAUCAAUAUAUAUGGUAUCUGCUCUAUCUACAUCAGAAAGUAGACCAGGAUUUAAUGACUUGUAUUUAAAAUUAAAAUAAACAUUAACACAGAUUCUGCUAUCACAGGGGUUCCCAAACUUUUUCAGCUCAAGACCCAAUAGAGAAAUGUGGUGUCGGAGCCAAACUUAAAAUCAUGAAUUGCCAGAACAUCUACAUUUAUAAACUACUGAUAAAAAAUAAAGCAACAAUUUAAAUGUUACACAAAAAAACACAACUGACUUACUGUAAAAACACUGUUUCUUGGAAGUCUUUGAAGAGGAAAAAUUAUUUUGACUGGCACGGUGCUGAGAAUGCUUGUUUGGAUGACACAUUGAGGCCUCUCUAUUAACACUUUGGCCACUUUGUUUCAAUAUCAUGGACUCGAUCGAGAGUGAGGGAAUCACAGAAGUCACACUCAACCUCAGCUCAGGCAGAGAGAGCAAACACAGGGAGAAAGGACCCCCUUUGCACACAGCAUCUGAGCUAAACGGACCAUAGUAGGAAAAAGUGUUAGUUACUGGAUGUUACUCCAGUUCUAUGAGUACGUGCAUAGCCCUCCAAUUAAAACAGAAAAUGAAUUUACAUAUCAUAGCAUUGUUUUGUAUUUUACUCAAUUGGGAACCAAUAAACCAAUAAAAAUGGGACCGCAAUCCCAUUUUGGUUCCCCAAAUUCAACUCAUCAUUAUCUUUCAAACAGCACAUGUAACUGCAGAUACAUGCAACACGUUCAGGUACAUUUUCUGUAGUGGGGGUUCUUUGAAAGGCAUCUUGGAAAUGUAGGAAAGCAGAAUUAAAUAGUGGAAAAAUGGAUUUGCAAAACACCAAAUUAUUAUUAUUAAUCAGGAUAAAGAGGUGGAUUUUUCCUUUAGUUUUAACUCAAGCUAUAGUAACAACAUAUUGCUUCACAAUGUAUUUAUGUAUAACAAAAUAAGCUUAAACCAUAACACAUUACCUGCGUGUCACCUGUUUAACAUCUUUCACAGUGUCUGUUUUGCUCCUUUGUGGUAUUAAUUUUUUUUAAUAGUGUGUUAAAUCAGGUCUGCUUUGUGAUACUUUAUGUGAAAGAGAUUAUGAAAUAUAUACAGUAUUUUAUUGUGAGGCACUGAUUAGCUACAAAUAUACUAAAGUAUAAUUUGACUAUAAUUGUUUUGAGAAAACUAUGCAGUCUGUUAAAUAGUCAGCUUACUUCUGUGCCUCGCGUUAUGAACUCGCGAUUUGAAAUAUAACAUUUUCUCUCAAACCUCAUCUACAUGUGCCAAAAGAGUUUCUUUGUAUAUUUGUCUGUAGUGUGUUUGGAUGAUAAUGAUCCAUUCUUCUUAAUGUAAACUAACGUAAGCCAACCAUUGCAAUAUCAUUUGGAAUUAAAGCUGACUACACAAGUGUUUUUAUCAUACUGCACACAGUUUAACAAACCAGACAUGAGAACAGCAGCGUUUGUAAGAAAACAAUGUAUUUACAAAACAAGCUUCACAUCUACAACAAAGGAAACACUACAUGAAACUGCAGAUAAUAUAACUAUAUACAUAUAUAUUCCUUGACAGAGCCAGAUUACUGCUCAUUAACUGUGGGGAGUCAUCACAGACACUCGGCUCGGUGUCCCUUCAGUAGAGGGGACAGAUCUAGAAACCAGUCCCAGGUUUCCACACACCAACAUCAACAUGGGGGAGCUACUUUAGAGUCACAACACAGUUCACCUCAGCGUCUUGCAGACACGACUACUUCAUCUGAAGGCAUGAGACAGAGAGCUUCUAUCCCUUCUGGAAGUCAGUUUUAGAAUAUUUUUGUUUUUUGAGCACUCUUGGUUUCAAUUUUUUUAAGUUUGCUUAAUAGCGUAACAUAUGCAAAACAAAAUGUAAACAAGAAUCAAUCCAAUCUGGACAUUUUAAAUGAAUUUAGAAGUGAAUGAUGUACUGUAAAGCAACAUAAUGCGAGCAUGCAACUUGUUCAUCUUUGUAAGUCAAACGCAAAGUAUCUUUUGCCCCAGUUUAAGAAAUCUGUGUGAAAGCGUUGAACUUUGAAGAACAUCAUACAUUUCUGAUUAGCUGCCUCUCAGUCGCCUCUGGCAGACCUUCUGUCACUGAGCAUUUAAAAAGCAAUCCUGUGAAAAGAUGCAGAGAAAAUACUGAAAGUGAAUCUGUUAUUCCCACAAUCCUGGACAUUUCAGGGUUUAUUUUAAUACAUGUCUUUCUUUGGCUUUUGGCUGGACAUAACAACCAACCCCAAAGCUGCCUCAUUGACAGGUAUAAAGGACAAAGUUCAUAAUUUAAUGUCAGGAUGCAAUUAAAUUUGUUCUGUCUGUACAAUUUCUGGUUUGUGACUGUUAGCACUAAAUGAAAUAAAGUUAAUGCUAUUAUACGACGUAA